AUGGAGGAACCAAUGCCACUUUUACAGGAACAACAACAGAAUAAUGGACAAAUGAUUAAUGCACAAGAAUUUACUACUUUUAACAACUUCAGUGGAAUACAACAACAACAACAACAACAACAACAACAACAAUAUCAACAAAAUCAAAUGCAACAACAACCACAAAAGACAGCAUAUUCAAGUCUUACACUUCAUAUCGAUAAUUUGAAUGAAAUAAGAAAUGAUAAAUACAAUUUGUAUGACUCAAAUGGCUUAGGAAUGGAAUUUCAAAAUGUCAAUAGGAAUACUUGUAUAACACAAGACGAUCAACACGUCGAUAUUUCAAAUAUUUUAAAUGUGUCAAAUCAAAUGGAGGUCAUCCCAAACAACAACAUGGAAGAAGAAGAUGUCAAUGAAGACCCGAAACAAAUGCAAAUGGACAAUAAAAUCAAUAUUUUUGAGUUUGAUCCGACACUGCAACAAAUUUAUGAAGAACACAAAGAUGACCCGAUAUUACAAUCGAUGUUGGAUGGUACAAUUCCUCUUCCGAAUGCAAUAGAGCCGAUACCAAUUGAGUCCAAUUCGUCAAUGAUCACAUUGAAAUUUAUCGAACCGGUUCAAUCGGGAACAACAGGGGAUGUGCAAACAACACUGCUGAAUGGUUUACGAAUUAUCGAUCUUGGGAAGUCGUGCAAACAAUCAAAUGAACGCCAAAGUAUAAAAAUGUUCAACGACGUGCAAAUUAUACGAGACGAAAAGAAUGAAUUUAACACGAGUGUUCCAUAUUUUGAAAUGAAAGAUGUAGACCCGAAUAAGCCGAAUAUCUCACUAAGUUUAAUGGAGUUUAUUGGAUACUUUGAAAGCUUGAAAGGGAUCAUGCCUCCAGUUGUUGGAGGGGAAGAAUGGCCUACUCGAAAUCAGGAGGGGACAACUGGAUAUGAUGAGAUAAGUGAUAUGUAUGAUGAUACAUGGGAAGAUGAACUGA
Molecule: messenger RNA, 964 nt
Organism: Entamoeba invadens IP1
Lineage: Eukaryota; Evosea; Mastigamoebida; Endamoebidae
Exons: 1
Source: RefSeq, a predicted model, not a curated record